GUCUGAGUGAGGAAGAGACGGCGCUGGAACCCAUGGACACGUCGUAUCCCCGCGAGGACCCCCGGGCCCCGACGCCCCGCAAGGCUGACGGCGCCGCCCACACGGCCCUUACGCUGGGGGCACCUGGACCUCCACCUCGAGACCACUUUAUCUGGUCCGUCUUCAGCACACUCUACCUUAACCUCUGCUGCCUCGGCUUCCUGGCGCUGGCCUACUCCAUCAAGGCCCGAGACCAGAAGGUGGCCGGGGACCUGGAGGCGGCCCGGCGUUUGGGCUCCAGAGCCAAGUGUUACAACAUUCUGGCUGCCAUGUGGACGUUGGUGCCCCCGCUGUUGCUCCUGGGCCUGGUGGUGACCGGCGCCCUGCACCUGUCCCGGCUGGCCAAGGACUCUGCAGCUUUCUUCAGCACCAAGUUCGACGACGCGGACUAUGACUGAGGGGCUGGACCCCACGGUGUAGAUGCCGACCUCGAGCCCUGCCCCACCGCGACCUUGAGGCUCCUCACCCCCAGCCUGGGCACGCGUGUGAUGACACCUUCAGACCCCAAGCCCUAACUGCUUCUCACUCACCAGGCUCCGUCUUGACUUCACAAUUAAAAGUGCCUGGAUC
Molecule: messenger RNA, 609 nt
Organism: Tupaia belangeri chinensis (Chinese tree shrew)
Lineage: Eukaryota; Metazoa; Chordata; Mammalia; Scandentia; Tupaiidae
Gene: IFITM5
Product: interferon induced transmembrane protein 5
Exons: 2
Coding region: 33-437 (134 amino acids)
Biological process (GO): bone mineralization; bone morphogenesis
Cellular component (GO): plasma membrane
Source: RefSeq, a predicted model, not a curated record